AUGAAAAGCACCACAGUGAAAGAACAGCAGUGCGCCUCCUCACCAGCCAGAUGUGGGCAGCCGGCCCUCAUUGAAUGCGGGGUUAGUUUAACUCAGCCUCUGUGUGAGUGGAUGAUUCAGGUUGCCAGAGACAGAACCCUUAGCUUGGCAUGGGAGGUGGCUCCCCUGUCGGCCCUGAGUUCAUCUGAGAUUGGCUUGGAAGGUGUAGGCACCAUUUAGCCCAGUUCUUAAAGCUCUGAAGAGAGCAGCAGGAAUGCUGAACGGAGACAACUUUGCAUCAAAGGUCCCUUUCAGGGCCAGACCUGCCCCUCACACCCUGUGCUGCUCUGCCCAUGCCCCCCCAUGAGGGGUGAGAGUCAGGCGACCUCGUGCCAAGUGUAGAAAGGGGCAGACGAGGUCCAGGCUAUGACGUCACCACGCAGGGCAGAGAUGGCACGUCCAGAUCUACUAAAGGGUUAAAGGAGAAAAGGUGACUUGACUUCUUCUGAGAUAUUUUGGAGUACAAAGUGUGGAAAAGUGGCAAAGGACACAGUCCCAGCCUCCCUUAAAAGCCAUUAAAGCCUAGAAAAAUUGUCUGAAACAAACCUCAGCCAUAACACAGACCAACACACGAAUCUCCAGGAGAAAAGACAA
Molecule: messenger RNA, 633 nt
Organism: Cebus imitator (Panamanian white-faced capuchin)
Lineage: Eukaryota; Metazoa; Chordata; Mammalia; Primates; Cebidae
Gene: STH
Product: saitohin
Source: RefSeq, a predicted model, not a curated record